UCAUUGAGACUAAGAGCAGAAGCUAAGCGUUGGUCUUGGCAGAAAGACAGCAAUCCACCUAUACACAUCCGUGAUACAAUUAUAAGAUUAUUCUGUACACACUUGAGUAAACAACUGCAUGCAUUUCAGAAAAUGCCUUAAGUAAUAAAUGCCUAAUGUUGACUGCGUUAACAGUGUUCAGAAAGAACUUUGUUCUUGACCCGUGUGCUCCACUUUACUUUCUCGCCCUUCUUCCAGAAAUAUUGACAAAGGUCACACAGGACAACAGCACCAAGGAUGGUGCAAAGUGCUAUGCUGCAGGCUACUCCCAUCACUGCAGCGGAUGGGUGUUGGUCGGACACGUUGCAUCUCUUCCGGAUCUGCUGGCUCAAGCCGGAAGGCCACACUUUCAGCAGUUUCAGAAAGCUGUCUGGGGCUUCAAAAGAAGCACAGCAUUGACAGUGUUUCUAAAGCGCCAAAAGCGAAAGGAGGGUGAAAGUAAUGUAGCAUUUCUUGCAAGAGGCAGGGCAGAAUAUGCAGCUCUGUCACCUCUUGAGAAAAAAAAACUGGCGACAGAAGCUGCAUCCAAUACUCUUCCAGAAACUCUGGAAGAAAAAAAAGAAUAUCUUAAGCAGCUCAUGCGCCAACUACACAAAGUGGAAAAUGUUCUUGCACACAUUGGUGCAACAUACUACAUUGAAAUAAAUUUUGACGACACGAAUCAUACUUUCGCACAUGAUAGCAUUCCUAGACAUGUGCUACAAGAGACUCGAUAUCCAUUGCAGGCACCUUUAUCAAACGUCGCAUAUCUGCGCAAGUGUGUGCAGAAAAUUUUUAAUGAUGCAUAUGCCAAAGCAUUGGGAAAGGAGGAGUGCAACACCAACUUCCCCUACAAGAGACACUCUCUUUCACCUGUAGUCAAAAUUACAGGAAUGCCAGAAGGUGUUAAAUUUAAACACCCUUCCAAUUAUGGAGCAGGAACAUUAAAACAAAUAGUUGCCAUCAAGGCAAAUAUCAAGAUGGAGCUCAUAGCCCCAAGUGCCCCAGAAGUCAUACAAACCGGUGUGGUGGAACAUAUUUUCGUGGCAGGAGAAUCAGCUUCAGAAGUGGUACAAACUACCUUGGUGCAGGAUAUUGUGGCAGAAGACCCGAGUCAGUGUGCUGCAGAAGUACAAACACCGGUAGUGGCGGCUAUUUUCACGGCAGAAGAGCCAGAUACAGAAGUGGUACAAACCACCUUGGUGCAGGACAUUUUCAUAGUAGAAGACCCAGCUUUAGAAGUGAUACAAACACCAGUGGUGGCGGAUAUUUUCAUGGCAGAAGACCCAGCUUCAGAAGUGGUACAAAGACCGGUGGUGGCAGAUAUUUUCAUGGCAGAAGACCCAGCUUCAGAAAUGGUACAAAGACCAGUGGUGGCAGAUAUCUUUGUGGCAGAAGACCCAGCUUCACAAGUGGUACAGACCACCUUGGUGCAGGAUAUGCAAGAGGGGCCCACAAGCAGUUCGCAAAUUAGUACAGUACAGGAUUCUGCAAAGCAGCAGCAGGAAUCAGGGAGAAAAAAGAAAAGAACAGGUACAAGAAAGGAUUCCGCAAAGCAACAGCAGGAAUCAGGGGAGACGAAGCAAAGAACAGGACUCAGAACUCUGUGGACAGCAGCAGAAGUACUUCUUGUUCAGCAACACUUCGGUGAGGAGUUGGCCGGGCUGAAGCCAGUGUCACGCAGCAGCAUUGACAGUUUUCUGGAGCAACAAACAGUGGUCAAAAGGACUUCUACUGCAUUGGGAAAUUAUCUGUUAAGGAACAGGAAGAAAAGCAGACCUGAUGAUCAGUAGUGAAUCGCAGCACCUUAUCACCAAGACUGAUGACGCUUGAGAUAUUGGAUUGAGUCUUAAGGGCAUUCUGUACUUUCAAGACGCAUUUUCACUGCCAUGUGCUAUCUGCUUCACAGAGCUGACUGAUGUGUGGGUUCUUUCUGGGUACUCCACCUUCUUAUCACCAACCACCUGUGUGAUAAUGUUCCAUGAUGCAGCCCACCAAAUUCAAGACAUUAAAAAAUUGCAAUUUUUCCUUUUUGGUAGCUGUCAGUUACAUUGAAUUAUAUGUAUUCUUCAUUGCUUUGAUGUCUUUGCAGAAAUAAAGCAUUUGCCCAGUGAUGGGAUUUGAUCCCAGUACAGAAAAAAAUACGACUUGUAUGAUUAGUUGUGACACUUGCCUCAUAAGGUAUAUGUUUCUAUCCAUGUGAUUAUGACAUGGUAGGGUGUUGUGGUUGUGUGGCUGUUACGUAGGUUCGGAUGUUAUGAACUAAUUAUUUGAUCUACACUGUUGGUGUUGCUAUUGGUUGUGUUGUAACUGAAUAUAUAAAAAUGUAAAGAAGUUAUGAAUGUGGAAGAUUGUAAGUUUUUUAAUUGGUCUGUAUGGUUAAAUUUGUUGCUGGCAUGUGUUUGUGCGACGGUGCUUCUCAGGAUUCAUCAUUAAAAAAAAAAUGUUAUUGUUA
This is a messenger RNA of Pomacea canaliculata, 2473 nucleotides long. Its product is annotated as general transcription factor II-I repeat domain-containing protein 1-like. Gene Ontology annotation, molecular function: DNA-binding transcription factor activity. The transcript has 18 exons. Bases 156 to 1811 code for a protein of 551 amino acids. The record is from RefSeq and is a predicted model, not a curated record. Gene Ontology annotation, cellular component: nucleus. NCBI's taxonomy places the organism in Eukaryota, Metazoa, Mollusca, Gastropoda, Architaenioglossa, Ampullariidae.